This is a messenger RNA of Ilex paraguariensis (yerba mate), 270 nucleotides long. The record is from the annotation of a GenBank genome assembly. NCBI's taxonomy places the organism in Eukaryota, Viridiplantae, Streptophyta, Magnoliopsida, Aquifoliales, Aquifoliaceae.
AUGAAUGGUAAAAGCAAGGACUUGUUAACCAUGAACCAAGAUGAAGAGGAGUGGUUGGAAUACCAAAAGGUAAUGGACGAUGUCAUUAAAAGGAGUGGACUCAACAAGAGUAUCUUUUAUGAUCUUAGAGGGAACCAUGAUAAUUUUGGUGUACCAGUCGUUGGUGGCUCGUUUGAUUUCUUUUCAAAGUAUAGCUUCACUGGGCGAUUGGGAAGGAGUGGACUAGUUAAUAGUGUCACUGUUGAGGUUAGUUAUUCUAUUGAACUCUAA